CCGACCCCAAAGUUUUACCAAGUCACAUUUCAACCUCACUAUGGCCAGCACGUUCCACGGGCCUGUGGAACCUCAUAUCGCUAUCCUGGCUCCACACUGUGGACCUGGUGGGACGAUGAACUUCAACGUUGGGCCUGAUCGAGCGGAUAACACUCUGCCAGCAUCUCGUCGCCAGCUCGAACCUUUCUCCAUGGUGCCAUUUGCGCCAGAUCCAGACUAUGUCGACCGACCCGAUAUUCUCGCGUGGAUACGCGACAAGUGCGCGGGAAACGGAGCGCGGGCAGCGCUGGUGGGUCUUGGCGGAGUAGGAAAAUCGCAGAUCGCGAUACAAUACGCCCAUAGAAUCCGCGAUGCGAGCCCGCAGACGUUUAUCUUCUGGGUGCAUGCUAGUACCCGCGCCCGGUUCGAGGAAGCGUAUAAAGAUAUCGCAGACCGGCUACAGCUGCCAGGCAAGGACGACCCCAAAGCGAACGUGUUACAGCUAGUUAGAAACUGGCUCCGGGAUGAGAGAAACGGGAAGUGGUUCAUGGUCUUGGACAAUGUUGACGAUGUAGAGACCUUUUUCCCAUCACGGAAACGCAAGCGGGAUGAGACAGACACCGACAGCUCUACUCCCCUGGCCGUCUACCUUCCCCAGAGCCUCAACGGAGCGAUACUAGUCACGUCACGAAGUAAAGAUGCGGCAUCCAACCUAGUGGGCGGUCACAACAAGAUUUGCGAGGUGCUCGCGAUGAGCACAGGCGAGGGUCUCCAGUUGCUGCGCAAUAAACUAUGCAAUCCGCCCCUUGAAGAGAGCGCUCUAAAACUGUUACACGAACUCAACUGUAUACCUCUUGCCAUUACACAGGCGGCUGCGUACAUGAACCGAUGUGCAAACAUGACGGUGGCACGUUAUCUAGACGAUUUUCAGAAAAAUGACAAGAAGCGAGAGUGUUUGCUGAAGUGGGAUGUAGUCGAGUUGCGUCGAGACGAGAGUGCGUCCAGCUCGAUAUUAACUACCUGGCAGAUGUCCUUCGACCAGAUUCGCUACGAACGGCCAUCGGCAGCUGACCUAUUGUCGCUCAUGAGCUUCUUCAGCCCACAGGGCAUACCGGAGUGGACAUUGCGGCGAUUCAGAAACUACACAGUGAGGGAGACUGCCACAGAAGAUGAAGAAGAUGAAGAAGAAGACCAUGAUUGCGGGUUUGGCGAGGACCUAGCUACUCUAGAAGCUUACUCCUUAGUAUCAACGACCGCAGACCACACAUGCGAGAUGCACGCUUUAGUUCAGUUCUGCACGCGAGUAUGGCUGUCAUCCUAUGGUAGUGCAGAGCGAUGGGAAGGAGAGUUUAUAGAGCUGAUGAAGAAAGAGUUGCCAUUUGGGACGUAUAAAAACUGGGAAAAGUGGCAGCAGUUGUUUCCACACAUCGAACCACUUUUCCAUAGCAAGCCAGCUACCCGAGGGAUAUUACCGUCCUGGGCAAAGGUACUGAAAAAUGCAGCGCAUUAUUUUUAUGAAAAGGGAGACUUUACUACAGCCGCACAGAUUGCAGCAAAGAUACUGGCUGUUGAGGAGAAGACUUUAGGCCCUAGUGAUAUGAGAACUCUGCUUACUAUGACACUGUUGGCGGCAGUUACUCGGGAUCAAGGUAGGCCUGAAGAGGCAGUAAAGUUCAGCCGGCAAGCACUAGAAGCGAGCACAAAGGCUCUAGGAGAGUACGACCCCCUUACGCUAGCGAAUAUGGUACUAUUGGCAUCAACGCUGUGUGAUCAAGGCAAGCACGAUGAGGCCGAAAAUAUUCAUCAAAAAGCCCUAGAAAAGUAUAAGAAAGAGCUAGGAGAAAAGCAUUACUCAACGCUGUCGGCUAAAAGGAUGCUAGCUUCAGUAAUGUAUUUUCAGAACAAGUAUAGCGAUGCGGAAAGGCUAUUUCAAGAAGUUUUAGAAGUGGGCAAGAAGGAGCUAAGAGAGAACGAGGAUUUAAUGCUGCUUACCAUGUCUGACAUAUCACGGAUGUUAUCUACUCAAGAAGCUUGGGGAGCGCCAUCCCGAUACACUUAA
Messenger RNA from Bipolaris maydis ATCC 48331, 2038 nucleotides. Its product is annotated as P-loop containing nucleoside triphosphate hydrolase protein. The record is from RefSeq and is a predicted model, not a curated record. Lineage: Eukaryota; Fungi; Ascomycota; Dothideomycetes; Pleosporales; Pleosporaceae. Gene Ontology annotation, molecular function: protein binding; ADP binding.